AAAAUUUAAGUAUAAUAAUAAAACAACCGAUGGUGACAAAAAAAUAACAUAAUUUAAUAAAAAAAAUAUUUUCACCUUUUCAUUUUCGCUAAAAUUAAAAAAAAAAACAAAAGAAAAUCGUUUCAAAUAAAAUAGAUUAUUAAAACAAAAAGUGUUUAGAAUUUUGAAAACAAUCGAUGUUGGUGACAUUGUUUUGAUAAAAUGGCUACAGACGAAACAAAAAAAGAUAAAGAUGUCGAAAUCAGUGGGCGAAUUGAGAACAAUGUUAAGUGCUAUAGUUACGAGGAGGCGUUAGAUAUGACAGGUCAUGGAAAAUACAACAAAGGACUCCUGUUCGCUUGUUUCAUGCUGAUCAUUGCCAUGGGAAUUGACAUCUAUGGCUUAGGAAUUAUUGUCACAGUAGCUACUUGCGAUUUAGGAUUGAAUUUUCAGCAAAUAGGAAUAUUGUCCUCUAUGCCUUUUGCGGGCAUAAUAGUAAUGUCAUAUCCAUGGGGCUACCUCUCAGACACGCGUGGUAGGAAGCUGGUGAUGAUGUGGUCUAUGACCGGUGGCUUCGUCUGUGCUGCUCUCAGCAGCUUGGCGCCGACUUGGCAAGUCUUGGCUGCAUUGCGCUUCGCUAGUUCCGCUCUAUCCAGCGCAGCAGAAUCUGCAACGUACGCUCUUCUCGGAGAAUGUUGUAGCUCAAAGUCUCGAACCAGAUACAUGCUCCUCAUGACAAGUGCCCUGAUGUUGACACCUACCUUGUAUUAUGUAUGGGCUUACUUAAUAACUAAGUUAAAUUUCACUAUAUACAUAAUGGGCAUCGUGUAUCGUCCUUGGCGUCUCCUGACCCUCGUAAUGGCUCUGCCCUUGGGUAUUGGAGCCCUACUAUUGUGGUACUUCAGCGAAAGUCCUAAGUUUCUCGCCAAUGUUGGAAGGACGGAUGAAGCUAUAGCUGUACUAAAACGAAUGUAUGUAAUUAAUGGAGGGGUAGCCGAAAAAUAUCCUGUUGAAAAAAUAUAUCUAGAAGAAGGCAGCAAGGAGCACGUAGAUGGGUUGACUCUCCGCUCACUCUGGGAGCAGAUCGCGCCCCUCUUUAAGCCACCCCUUCUCAAGAGAACGUUACUACUCUAUUAUUUAACAUUUGUUGUUUAUAUCGCAAACAACAGCUUCGCAAUAAUACUCCCAACGAUAUUCAACGUAUUCUUCACGUCGUACGCCAGCCACGGCUCCAGUUCCAGCUUCUGCGAGUUAUUCUCUGACACCGCGAAUAAUGUCACCACCACAAGCGCGAACGCCACAAUCAUUCAACAAGAAUUACAAUGUAACGACUCUAUAUCUGAUAACACAAUAUUUGCGGGUUGUGCUCACGGCUUGUCCUUCUUCGUGUUGAACGCGCUCAUCUCGCAGUGCGCUCGGAAACCGAAGGUGUUAACCAUAACGAUCCUCGUGAUAGCAGCCGUUGCAGCCAUCUUGAUCGAUCUGACCGGGGAAGCGAUCUCCGGACUCCUCUUCUUCUAUAUCUUCCUCACCACCGCUAUGGUGUUCGGCGUUGUGUCUUCAUAUUUCGUUACGUUAUAUCCCACGUCUUAUAGGGGCAUGGUGGCGUGCCUGGGCAUGAUGGUGGCGCGGCUGAGCGCGUUCGGCGGCACCAACCUCGUGAGCGCGCUCGUCGGCCGCGCGUGCGCCGCCACGCUGCACGCCGCCGCCGCGCUCGUGCUCAGUGGUGCCGUCGCAGCAUGGUUCCUGCCUUCAGACACCGGACCAAUAGAAUAACAGUAUUAUUUAUUUAUUUUGAAUUUUAAUGAUCUUUAUCAUAUUUUUAGUAUUUUUAAAACGUUAUUUAUAAUUUUUAAAUUAUUAAAAAUGUUAAUAUAUCUUAAAUUGAUAUUGUGACAUUGUUUAUAAUUUAUAAAAAAAAUGUCAACAGCCCUUUUCGAGUCGCAGUGUGACUUUAGUCACUAAUGUUAAAAAUAUGUUUAUAAACAUAGUAUUAAGUGUAACGCUAAUAAACGAAUGAAGAUAUUUGUUUUUUUUUUCAUUUUAAUAUGAAACGGGGGUAGCAUUUUGAUGUCUUUUGUUUAUACAUAAAAAUGAAAUCAAAAGAUAACACAAU
This is a messenger RNA of Nymphalis io (European peacock), 2095 nucleotides long. RefSeq names its product synaptic vesicle 2-related protein-like. The transcript has 11 exons. The record is from RefSeq and is a predicted model, not a curated record. Gene Ontology annotation, biological process: transmembrane transport. Lineage: Eukaryota; Metazoa; Arthropoda; Insecta; Lepidoptera; Nymphalidae. The coding region runs from base 202 to 1755 and encodes 517 amino acids. Gene Ontology annotation, molecular function: transmembrane transporter activity.